AUGUUCGCAGCCAGAAUGGAAAAAGUUACGAGACAAGUCGACUCUGACCUUCAAAUUACGCAACACAUGGGACUGCUUGACCAGAGAGUUCUCCGAUGGACUCCUUCCGUCUUGCCUAUUGAGCCUUCACAUUGGGUUCCUGUCAAAAUCUACCACACUAGUGGUAGUGUUUUGGAUUUACCAGAGUCCAUUCCUGCUUUACCAGGACCAGGGAAGAUGGGCUUUGGAAUUGAAGUUGACGUUUGUGGUCCACAUAUUCAGUCGACUCGUCUAUCCUCGCAUUUGUCAGAACCGCGUAUCAAACGUUUUUCUGAUUGUUGA
Cylicocyclus nassatus is the source of this 321-nucleotide messenger RNA. Lineage: Eukaryota; Metazoa; Nematoda; Chromadorea; Rhabditida; Strongylidae. The record is from the annotation of a GenBank genome assembly.